Messenger RNA from Owenia fusiformis, 2335 nucleotides. The record is from the annotation of a GenBank genome assembly. NCBI's taxonomy places the organism in Eukaryota, Metazoa, Annelida, Polychaeta, Sabellida, Oweniidae.
CCCGAACAUAAGGCAUUUGAUAAAACUGUUACGAUACCAACUCCAGAGAGUAUGCCCAACGCUAGCGUUCACUCUAGUAGAGGAGUAAAGGAUUGUCACUGAAAAGUGGGUCUCAGAAACGAUACAAAGACCACAUAGAAGUAUCCCUAACCUCAAGCAAACAAAAGGAGUUUACCAUGGUGGAGGCCAACAUUCCUGGCCUUGUCUCUAUAGGCCUGUUCUAUAUCUUGAUUCUCGCCAUUGGCAUUUGGGCAGGACGGAAGACCAAACAGAGGGGGAAUGAUGCGACGGUGGAAAACAUAAUGCUCGCGUCAAGGAACAUCGGUCCAGUUGUCGGGGUCUUCUCCACUGCAGCUACUGUAGUAGGCGGGGCCUUUCUAAAUGGAACAGCGGAAAUGACGUAUUCACGGGGGUUAGUGUGGUGUCAAGCUACGUACGGAUUCGCACUUAGUUUGCUUGUUGUGGCUUUGUUUUUCGCAAAGAAGAUGCGCAGUGAAGGUUACGUUACAAUGCUGGAUCCAAUCCAAAAGAAAUUCGGCCUCGUGAUGGGAGGUUUCAUCACGAUACCCACAAUUCUUGCUGAUGUGUCUUGGAGCGCGGGAAUUCUGGGAGCAUUAGGAGGAACCUUGUCUGUGUUAAUUGGCCUUGACAGUAAAGUUUCAGUUGUAGUGUCAGCUUGUAUUGCUAUAUUGUACACCUUGUUCGGUGGACUAUAUUCUGUUGCGUAUACAGAUGUACUCCAGUUCUUCUGUGUUUUGAUUGGUUUGUACAUGGCCGUGCCAUUCGCUGCCCAUCAUGAAGCUGUACAAGAGAUAGGGACGACAGCCACAGAUUGGAUUGGGAAAGUAGAGCCAUAUGAAGCUGGGGCUUGGCUGGAUGUCUUCCUUCUUACCAUGCUUGGUGGAGUACCUUGGCAAGUGCUGUUCCAAAGGGUGUUAUCUGCAAGGACUGCCAAAACCGCCCAGUUCUUUAUGAUCGUGGCUUCAUUAUGUGCCUUCGUUCUUGCUACCCCAGCUGUACUAAUAGGGGCUGUGGCAUAUUCCGCGAACUGGACGGACACGAAGUACUUCAGAGAAGGGCGUCCCGUUCCUAUACCAGCUGAUGAUCAAAAGAACGUUCUUCCCCUUGUUUUACAGUAUCUCUGUCCUACUUGGGUCUCCUUCAUAGGACUCGGGGCAGUUAGCGCAGCAGUGAUGUCGUCGGCCGACUCCUCGGUUCUUUCCGCCAGCACAAUGUUCACUCGGAAUAUUUACAAAACGGUUAUUCGAAGAACAGCCUCAGAAAGGGAACAAAUUUGGGCCCUGCGUUGCAGCAUCCUAGUAUGUGGGAUCUUCGCAACAAUCAUUGGAAUCUUCGUUCCAACAGUCUAUGGAUUGUUCGUCGUAUCUGCCGAUUUAGUGUUCGUCAUCGUCCUACCGCAGUUGAUAUGCGCUGUUUACGUUGGAUUUGCGAACACCUACGGUUCGGCUGCAUCGUAUAUUGUCGGGGCGACUCUAAGGAUCCUCGGCGGAGAAUCCAUCAUCAACCUACCGGUGAUAUUGAAAUAUCCCUGGUAUGAUGAAGAAAAGCAACUACAAUUAUUCCCAUUCCGUACGUUUGCAUCCGCAGUGACUCUUAUAACUUUAAUCUCUGUAUCAUACCUCACAAAUGCAAUAUUCACGAGGUGGCACGUCAAUAAGAAAUAUGACAUUUUUCGCUGUUUCUCGAAACCCCCUACAACGGAAGAAAAAACCAAGGCUGUUGGUCUUGAAUUCAGUCCUCUUGACACUAAAGACAAUAUGAAUCACGUUGAGGGCAAUGGCAUCGCUAAGUCAGGCAGCGAGCAUAGCAAUGCCGCAAUGACUGACGACGACAAUGGCGUAAUUGAUGCCAACAGGUUAUAAAGAGGGCGCUGGUGGUUUAAAUAUUGUAUCAAUGUAAUCAAGCAACAUGAUCAGGGAUUUCUAAAAUCAUUUUUAGAAACAAUUGAUUGUUAUCAGAUAAUCAUGUCAUAUUGUAGGAGCUUAUCAAUUGCGUAUUAGUUGAAUGUUUCAAGAAAUAUACCUUAUGCAAUGAUAUUUUAAAUGCAAUCAUGGAAUUGGACACGCAUUGGAAUUUAUUACGUGAGGUGGACGAACGAGUAAUGGACUAAUCGCAAAUUAAAAUACAGGUGUAUUAUAUAUAAUAUAGUCUAUAAAAGUGUGUAGUUAGUAAAAUGAAAUAUACACGAUAUCUUUAUGUAAAUAAAACGGUAGAUAAUCGUGUACUAUAGUUAUAGGGUAGCUAGUUUUGGAAUAUACAAUGUAUGUCGACUCACCGAGCGGAAAUAUAAUUGAAUUUCGUAAAUCGCAUAAAU